Molecule: messenger RNA, 849 nt
Organism: Haemonchus placei
Lineage: Eukaryota; Metazoa; Nematoda; Chromadorea; Rhabditida; Trichostrongylidae
Source: the annotation of a GenBank genome assembly
AUGGCGGCUGGGGAUGCUCGUACAAAUCAAAUUCACGUAUUGGAAUUGAAAAAAGCUCAUGUCCGAGACCUUGCCAGUAUAAUCAAGGCGAUAUCUUUUCGUGAGAAUGCCACAUUUCAAGCAACCCCUCAGGGUAUGCGAAUUCUGGUUGAUGACCAUCAUUGCCAACAGGCGAUCGCUUAUUUAUCGAAUGAUUUGUUUUCAAGUUUCACUCUACGCGAACGAUCUGUACACUUCAGGAUUCCUCUUCGUGUCAUAACGGAUUGCAUAAGUAUGCAUACGAGUUCUGGAGCUACUCUGAAGAUGACAUAUGACGGUGCUGGUGAACCGGUCGUAAUUAUUCUCGAAGAAGACGGGAUUGUCUUUGACAUAAAUGUAAAAACUCUAACAACAGAAGAGGUGCUCGAUUUUGAAUUCGAUGCAGAUGAUGUGACUUUUCAAGUCAUUAUGAAGUCUUACAUGUUGAAAGAAGCUAUAAAGGAACUAGAUGCCAGCAGCUCAACGGUAACGCUUAGUGUCAGCAAUGAUGAACUGUCUCUAACCACAACUGGUGAAAUCGGAAAAGCGGUGACAAGGUUUCCUCGUCAUUCGGAUCAAAUUGAGCGACUGGAAUGUGCCGAACCAGUCGUCCAUCAGUAUCCCGUGAAUCUUAUCAGACAAAUGACUGCAGCGUUUGCGAUCGCCAGUAAGGUAGAAAUGUUUUGUGUUGAUGGAGGUCUUUUGUUACUGCAGACUCAUUUGUUUUCAAAGAUUAAAGUGAAGAUUAUGCGACUAGUGAACAAGUUGUUCCUUAAAACCAGUUCAAGUCACUCAAGUGAAGCAUGGACUUAUCUGAUGGCAUCGGCGUAG